Penaeus monodon (black tiger shrimp) is the source of this 455-nucleotide messenger RNA. RefSeq lists its product as uncharacterized. The record is from RefSeq and is a predicted model, not a curated record. Lineage: Eukaryota; Metazoa; Arthropoda; Malacostraca; Decapoda; Penaeidae.
GGUUCCUCGCUAGUGGAUGGGCGUGACAGCCGUGACUAUGGCCCUCCCGCCAACAAAAUGAGACGCAUGGACAGGGGUGGGGGGAAUGACGACCGUCGUGGGCGGGCUCGUUCCCCCCAAAUGCGUCCUCCACCCUCACGCAAGUUGCCCCAACGGGAACAUCACUUCAGCCCCCGACGUGCCUGGGAUGAGUCGCCCCACAGUCGCAGGGGUCGCCAUGUCUCUGGCCCAGCUGGACUUCCAAUGAUGAAUGACUACCAGCUUAGGAAAAAGGUCAAGGCCAGGAAGGGAAAGCCCAGGCCUGAUGCUAAGGAUAAUAAGGCCCCUGCCAAGGACCAGGAGAAGGGGAAGGAUGAAACAGCUUCAACAACAGCAGCAGAAACAGCAGCAGGUGUCCAGGAGGGAGUCAAAGCUGAGGGUGAUGGUACCCCAGCUGCAGCUGGCCCCAACAAGAG